AUGUUAGUAAGUGAUUACCUUCAGUUUUCCAGGGCUUUCUUCCUCAUCUCUCUCUUCUCCACACUCGUUGCCCUUGGCUGGCUCAUCAGCUCUUGCCUGCCUAGAAGAGGAAGCUUAACCACCAACUUGGAUCUGAAGGUAUCCAUACUCAGCUUCAUCUCAGCCAUCUCCCUGCUCCUCUGCCUCGUCCUAUUUCUGGCACAGGUUCACUGGCAUGCUAAGGAUGCCUUGGAGCCAGAUCUCCUAUGGGCCUAUCAUAUUAAUUGGUGGAGUGACUUCUUAUACACGUUUUCUGGGAUCAUCUCCUUCCUCAACUACAUAACUUUCAGAUUUCCUUCCCUUGAUCGAAAUGUCAGUGCGAUUCCCAUAGAGCAGUCAAGGCUGGGGGUUGGUCCAGUGACUACAGUAGUACCUGAUGAAGAUGAAAGGCUAAGGUCUGAUAAGGAAUCUCCAGUUGAGGAAGAGAAAACAGCCCCAGAAGCAGAACCGUGA
Messenger RNA from Leptonychotes weddellii (Weddell seal), 492 nucleotides. The record is from RefSeq and is a predicted model, not a curated record. Lineage: Eukaryota; Metazoa; Chordata; Mammalia; Carnivora; Phocidae.